Messenger RNA from Strongylocentrotus purpuratus (purple sea urchin), 646 nucleotides. It is a transcript of the gene ssbp1, whose product is annotated as single-stranded DNA-binding protein, mitochondrial. Bases 82 to 522 code for a protein of 146 amino acids. Lineage: Eukaryota; Metazoa; Echinodermata; Echinoidea; Camarodonta; Strongylocentrotidae. Gene Ontology annotation, cellular component: mitochondrial nucleoid. Gene Ontology annotation, biological process: positive regulation of helicase activity; mitochondrial DNA replication. The record is from RefSeq and is a predicted model, not a curated record. Gene Ontology annotation, molecular function: single-stranded DNA binding. The transcript is spliced from 6 exons.
AAUACCUUUCACUUAUUUAUUCAUGACAGAUUAACAGGAUUGGAUUAUUCUUGAAGUAGUUGCUUUGCCUUAGCCUCCAUUAUGUUUAGGUUGCAGCUGCAAAGGGUAUGCUUCAGUGCUGUUCGGAUUGGACAAUUCAGACAGAUGCAACAAAAGGCAGAGAGGAGUGUCAAUCAAGUCACUUUGCUAGGGAGGGUGGGGAAAGACGUAGAGCUGAAAGGGAGUGAUGAGCAUCCCAUGGCAUCAUUCUCCUUAGCAACCAGUGAAAACAUCAGGAGCAAGGACCCAGAUGAAAUAGGUGACUUCACUCAGAAGACCAGCUGGCAUCGUAUCUGUAUCUUUAAGCCGGGCCUCGUGGAUAUUGUGUAUACAUACUGCAAGAAAGGUGAUAGGCUGUAUGUAACAGGCAAGCUGGACUACAGUGAGUACACAAACAAUGAUGGGAUCAAGGUCUAUCAGACAAGUGUCAUAGCAGAUGAAGUGAUUUUCCUGACUAGUGAAAACAGGAGAGAUGGCUACUGAAUGAGCACGUGAGCGAGGGAUCGGUUUACGAGCGAGGGAGUGCUUGCCCUACCAGAGUACCAAUAUAGCAAUACACAGAAGAAUGUAAAGUCGUCUAUGUGGCAUGAAAGGGGUACAUCCCUGU